AUGAGAGCAGAAGGCCGACGAGAUCUGGAGCCUAAUCAUACUAGACCUGAAGGCGCUGUGUUGGGAUCCGUGACCCUGACAUCCAGCUGGGUUGCUGUCUCCACGGUGGCCUUGGCGGUUCUUGGCAGAAAAGUGAGCGAUCUCAGUACAGUACAGAACUUUGGGAGCCGCUGGGCAAGUGGCGUCCUCCUACAGUUCCUGGACAGGUACUUCUACAACCGGGAGGAGUACCUGCGCUUCGACAGCGACGUGGGCGAGUACCGGGCGGUGACCGAGCUGGGGCGGCCAGACGCCGAGUACUGGAACCGCCUGACAGACCGCCUGGAUUACCUGCGGGGCGCGGUGGACACCUACUGCAGACACAACUACGGGGUUGGCGAGAGCUUCACGGUGCAGCGGCGAGCUCAGCCCAAGGUGACCGUGUAUCCUACAAGGACCCAGCCCCUGCAGCACCACAGCCUCCUGGUCUGCUCUGUGAACGGUUUCUACCCAGGCAACAUUGAAGUCAGAUGGUUCCGGAAUGGCCAGGAAGAGAAGGCUGGGGUUGUCUCCACAGGCCUGAUCCGUAAUGGAGACUGGACCUUCCAGAUCCUGGUGAUGCUGGAAACAGUUCCUCAGAGUGGAGAGGUUUACACUUGCCAAGUGGAACACCCAAGCCUGACGGACCCUGUCAGGAUGGAAUGGAGGGCACAGUCAGAAUCUGUACAGGGCAAGAUGCUGAGUGGGAUUGGGGGCUCCGUGCUGGGGCUGCUCUUCCUUGGGGUGGGGCUGUUCAUCCACAAAAGGAAUCAGAAAGGACACUCUGGACUGCAACCAACAGGUAUGACCUUUACUUCUCUUUUAGAGACAUAA
Molecule: messenger RNA, 852 nt
Organism: Tupaia belangeri chinensis (Chinese tree shrew)
Lineage: Eukaryota; Metazoa; Chordata; Mammalia; Scandentia; Tupaiidae
Product: H-2 class II histocompatibility antigen, E-S beta chain
Exons: 6
Coding region: 1-852 (283 amino acids)
Biological process (GO): antigen processing and presentation; immune response
Cellular component (GO): MHC class II protein complex; membrane
Source: RefSeq, a predicted model, not a curated record